AUGUCACUGGCAGUUCUACUCAAUAAGGAGGACAAGGAUAUAUCUGAUUUUUCAAAGACUACCGCAGGCAAGUCUGCUAAGAAGAAUAGCAGAGAGAGAGUUGCCGAUGUGGCGCCCACCAGAGUGCUAGAUAAGAAACAAGCGUAUCUAUCUCAACUGAACAGUGAGUUCAACCGUAUCAAGAGAAGGGAUUCGAUAGAGCAACUUUAUCAGGACUGGAAAUUUAUCAAUCUACAAGAGUUCGAGUUGAUAUCGGAAUGGAAUCAACAAUCCAAGGAUUGGCAAUUUGAUAACACUAAUGAUUCUCAGGACCUGCAUUUUAAAAAACUGUACCGUGAUAUGAGCAUGAUCAAUAAAGAAUGGGCGGAAUACCAAUCUUUUAAAAAUGCAAAUUUAUCGGACAUAAUCAAUGAAAAGGACGCUGACGAGGAUGAAGAAGAUGAUGAAGACGAGCUUGAAGAUGGUGAAGAAGACAUGGAAGAAGAUGAGGCAAGUACUGGUAGGCAUACCAAUGGGAAGAGCAUGCGUGGGAAUGGUAUUCAAAAAUCGAGAAAGAAGGAUGCUGCUGCUGCUGCCGCUAUUGGGAAAGCCAUAAAGGAUGAUCAAACUCAUGCCGAUACUGUUGUUACUGUUAAUGGAGACGAAAACGAGGAUGGCAAUAACGGUGAAGACGAAGACAACGACAACGACAAUGAAAACAACAACGACAACGACAACGACAACGAAAAUGAAAAUGACAAUGACAGUGACAAUGAUGACGAGGAAGAAAAUGGAGAGGAGGACGAAGAGGAAGAGGAAAUCGAGGAUCUUGAUGAAGAAGAUUUCGCCGCCUUUGAAGAACAGGAUGACAAUGACGAUGAGGACUUUAAUCCCGAUGUCGAGAAAAGGAGAAAGAGAUCUUCCUCUUCUUCUUCAUCCACCAAACUAUCUAUGAACUCGCUGUCUUUAAUAACGUCCAAGAAAAUAAAUAAAAAUAUUACCAUCAACAGUGAUAGGCCGAAGAUUGUACGUGAACUUAUCAAAAUGUGCAACAAAAACAAGCAUCAGAAGAUUAAGAAGAGGAGGUUCACCAAUUGUAUUGUCACCGACUACAAUCCAAUCGAUUCCAAGUUGAACAUCAAAAUAACUUUGAAACAGUACCACGUCAAAAGGUUGAAAAAACUGAUUAACGAUGCGAAGAGAGAAAGAGAAAGGGAAGAGGCCUUGAAGAACAACGUUGGUUUGGAUGGUAAUGAUUUGGAUAAUGAUGAGGAUGGAUCUGAAUCCCACAAGAGAAGGAAAUUAAACAAUAAUACUGCUAACGGUGCCGAUGAUGCUAAUAAGAGAAAAUUCAACACUAGACACGGGUUGCCCACUUACGGCAUGAAAAUGAAUGCUAAGGAAGCCCGUGCUAUCCAGAGGCAUUACGACAACACCUAUACAACUAUUUGGAAAGACAUGGCUCGUAAGGAUUCUACGAAAAUGUCAAGAUUGGUUCAGCAAAUACAAUCAAUCAGAUCUACAAAUUUUAGGAAAACUUCCUCACUUUGUGCUAGAGAAGCCAAGAAAUGGCAAUCCAAGAACUUCAAACAAAUAAAGGACUUCCAAACGAGGGCCAGAAGAGGUAUUAGGGAAAUGUCCAAUUUUUGGAAGAAGAAUGAGCGUGAAGAAAGAGAUCUAAAGAAGAAGAUAGAAAAGGAGGCUAUGGAACAGGCAAAGAAGGAAGAAGAGGAGAAGGAAUCCAAAAGACAAGCUAAAAAGCUGAACUUUUUGUUAACACAGACAGAAUUGUAUUCGCAUUUCAUUGGAAGGAAAAUCAAAACUAACGAAUUGGAAGGGAACAAUGUUUCCAGUAAUGAUUCUGAAAGCCAGAAGAAUAUUGACAUUUCAGCUUUGGCUCCAAAUAAAAAUGACUUUCACGCCAUUGACUUUGAUAACGAAAAUGACGAACAAUUGAGACUAAGAGCUGCUGAAAAUGCUUCCAAUGCACUGGCAGAAACAAGAGCGAAAGCGAAACAAUUUGAUGAUCAUGCCAAUGCGCAUGAGGAAGAAGAGGAGGAAGAUGAGUUGAACUUCCAAAACCCAACCUCUUUAGGUGAAAUAACCAUCGAGCAACCAAAGAUUUUGGCAUGUACUUUGAAAGAAUAUCAGCUCAAGGGUUUGAAUUGGCUAGCUAACCUUUACGACCAGGGUAUCAAUGGUAUCUUAGCAGAUGAAAUGGGGUUAGGUAAAACUGUGCAAUCUAUUUCCGUUUUGGCUCAUCUAGCCGAGAACCAUAAUAUUUGGGGGCCCUUUUUGGUGGUCACACCCGCUUCUACUCUGCAUAACUGGGUCAAUGAAAUAUCCAAAUUUUUGCCUCAAUUUAAAAUUCUGCCAUACUGGGGUAAUGCCAAUGACCGUAAAGUUCUUAGGAAAUUUUGGGACAGGAAAAAUCUGAGGUAUAAUAAGAAUGCGCCAUUCCAUGUCAUGGUUACAUCCUAUCAAAUGGUUGUCACUGAUGCUAACUAUUUGCAGAAAAUGAAAUGGCAAUAUAUGAUACUGGAUGAGGCCCAAGCUAUCAAAUCUUCACAGUCAUCUAGAUGGAAGAACCUGUUGAGUUUUCAUUGUCGUAAUAGAUUACUAUUAACGGGUACUCCUAUCCAAAACAGUAUGCAGGAACUAUGGGCACUUUUACAUUUUAUCAUGCCUUCUCUUUUUGAUUCUCACGAUGAAUUUAAUGAAUGGUUCUCUAAGGAUAUUGAAUCUCAUGCAGAAGCUAAUACCAAAUUAAACCAACAGCAAUUACGUCGUUUGCAUAUGAUUUUGAAACCGUUCAUGUUAAGGCGUGUCAAAAAGAACGUCCAAUCAGAAUUGGGCGACAAGAUUGAAAUUGAUGUCUUAUGUGAUUUAACUCAAAGGCAGGCUAAAUUAUAUCAGGUUUUGAAAUCUCAAAUCUCUACUAACUAUGAUGCCAUUGAGAAUGCCGCUACGAAUGAUUCUACUUCCAAUUCUGCUUCAAAUUCUGGUUCUGAUCAGAACUUGAUUAACGCAGUCAUGCAAUUCAGGAAAGUUUGUAACCACCCGGAUCUUUUUGAAAGGGCAGAUGUAGAUUCUCCAUUUUCCUUCACUACUUUUGGUAAAACUACCUCGAUGUUAACUGCAUCUGUUGCUAAUAACAACAGCAGCGUAAUUAGCAACAGUAAUAUGAAUCUCUCUAGCAUGAGCAGUAAUAAUAUUUCCAAUGGGAAAUUCACUGAUUUGAUUUACUCUUCAAGGAAUCCAAUAAAAUAUAGCCUACCAAGGUUGAUUUAUGAAGAUUUGAUUUUACCGAAUUACAACAAUGACGUGGACAUAGCCAAUAAACUGAAGAACGUGAAAUUUAAUAUUUUCAACCCAUCAACUAAUUAUGAACUGUGCUUAUUUUUAUCUAAAUUAACAGGUGAACCCUCGUUGAAUGAAUUUUUUAGAGUUUCUACUACACCCUUACUCAAGCGAGUAAUAGAACGUACAAAUGGUCCAAAAAAUACUGACAGUUUAAGUUUUAAAACCAUUACUCAAGAGCUACUCGAGGUUACUAGAAAUGCACCUUCCGAGGGCGUAAUGGCUUCAUUAUUGAACGUUGAAAAACAUGCCUAUGAACGUGAGUAUCUGAACUGUAUACAACGUGGUUAUCAUCCCAAUGUUUCAGCUCCUCCGGUCACCAUUGAAGUUCUUGGUUCUAGUCAUGUUACCAAUAGCAUAAAUAAUGAACUGUUUGACCCGUUGAUAAGUCAGGCAUUAUCCGAUAUUCCAGCAAUAACGCAAUAUAACAUGCACGUUAAAAAGGGAAUACCUGUUGAAGAUUUUCCAAAGACAGGACUAUUCCCUGAACCACUAAAUAAAAAUUUUUCAUCCAACAUAUCAAUGCCAUCUAUGGAUAGGUUCAUUACCGAAUCAGCGAAAUUAAGAAAAUUGGAUGAAUUGUUGGUAAAGUUGAAAUCAGAAGGCCACAGAGUUUUGAUAUAUUUCCAAAUGACCAAGAUGAUGGAUCUUAUGGAAGAAUACUUGACCUAUAGACAAUAUAAUCAUAUUAGACUGGAUGGUUCCUCAAAGUUGGAGGACCGUCGAGAUUUGGUCCAUGAUUGGCAGACUAAUCCAGAAAUCUUUGUUUUCCUCCUAAGUACAAGAGCAGGUGGUCUAGGUAUCAACCUGACCGCAGCUGACACUGUUAUAUUCUAUGAUUCAGAUUGGAACCCUACUAUUGAUUCACAGGCUAUGGAUAGGGCACAUAGGUUGGGCCAAACGAGGCAAGUCACAGUGUACAGAUUACUUGUUCGUGGUACCAUCGAAGAAAGAAUGAGGGAUAGAGCAAAGCAAAAAGAGCAAGUUCAACAAGUCGUCAUGGAAGGUAAGACUCAGGAAAAAAACAUUAAAACCAUUGAAGUGGGUGAAAAUGAUUCCGAAGUCACUCGUGAAGGUAGCAAAAGCAUAAGUCAAGAUGGAAUUAAGGAAGCGGCAAGUGCAUUGGCAUGA
Messenger RNA from Saccharomyces cerevisiae S288C, 4470 nucleotides. It is a transcript of the gene INO80, whose product is annotated as chromatin-remodeling ATPase INO80. Gene Ontology annotation, cellular component: Ino80 complex; nucleus; chromosome, telomeric region. NCBI's taxonomy places the organism in Eukaryota, Fungi, Ascomycota, Saccharomycetes, Saccharomycetales, Saccharomycetaceae. Gene Ontology annotation, molecular function: ATP-dependent chromatin remodeler activity; ATP hydrolysis activity; DNA binding. Gene Ontology annotation, biological process: chromosome organization; chromatin remodeling; DNA repair. The record is from RefSeq and is marked reviewed. The transcript has a single exon. Bases 1 to 4470 code for a protein of 1489 amino acids.